AUGCAUAACAAGAGUAGUAAUAAUCGUCCUUUGUCGCGUAUAAUCACGCUCAGUACCCGUGCUGCUCGAGCCAACAGCGCUGCAAGAAAUGCAUUGAACAAUGCAGCAAGCAAUGGUACGAAUAGCCCAUCGAAUGCUGCUCGCGAGACCCGGGCUUCUCGAACCCGGGCUGCAGCCCCUGCUGCAGUUGCGCCACCCGCGGCCGCACCAAGUCAGUUUGACGGAACAACCUUGAAUGUGCCUGAAACCCCGCGGUCUAAGAGGGUCAGACGAGGUCCGGUAGUCGAGGAAACUCCAAGAAGUACGAGACAGUCUGCUAGACUACGGUCCCACGUCAACAUAUCUGUUAACGAGAACGCCUCCGCUGAAGCAGCCAUUACCAAACACUUUGAAGCAAGCCCCUCCAAGGGGGUUACUCCUAGUAGUAGGACUAGGAAUAGAAGCCGACAAGCUGCGGAUGCUGCACCUGACACUACUCAAAGUAGUGUGAACUCUAACGUAACCACCGAUAUGAGGCAUCCGUCCCCGGAAGACAUUAUUCCAGAAACUGUCGAAGCAUUUAAACAAACAGAAGACGAUCAAGAUCCGCAUGUAUCCAUGGAAUCGUCCCAAACUGUAGGGGAAUUACCGACGGACUCCACGCACCAGGAGUACAAUCAUGAAACUGAUGAUAUGAACAUCCAGGAGGUCGAGGGUAUGCCUAGUCCUGCGAAGACUUCCUGUUCAUCUGGUUCUCGAAAGCGCAGAUCUUCGGAGCCAGAAAACAAAGGAACUACGGAGUUUACUAGUAUUCUUGAUCUUCCUCACCAAAAACUGAAACUCGAGGAUGGGGAGCUCGAUCAUACGGCAGAACAGCCUUUACAGGGCAGUGCCGUUAUCAAAAAUGUGUCGCGCUCCCCCGACGAUGAAGCGGAAGAAUCUAAAGUUGGCGAUGAAUCCCGUCAAAUCACAGAAGAUAUUGAAGAAUCAACCCCAGAGCAUACCACAGAACCCAUAAUUGGGAAGGCAGUUCGUGGCGGGCGUAGUCGAGGACGAGGCCGCGGUGGGCGUAGCAGAGCUGCUGCACGCUCCGGCUCAAGCAAACGAGGUCGUGGCGCUGCUCGUGCUGCUCGUGGUGGGCGCACUGGGCGCCAAUAUGAUCGAUCAAGUGAUGUUGAACACGACCGUUCUCCUUCCCCUAGUGCAGCCACCCAAAAGCUCCGGGAUCGACAACGGGAACUGGACAAAGCAUUUAGGAAGGUUGCAGCUGCCCAACGAUUGGCUUUGGCUGUUUUAGCUUCACAGUCUCAGAAAAAGCUUUCCCGCGAUAAGAACGCUCACAAAAUUGUACCUGAGUAUGAAGAAAUUAACUCACUCCUAAAGACGAGGCUCGACAAGAGGUUGGAGGUUUUCCGCCAUGAAUAUGAGCUCCGAGUUGAGCAAGAAAAUAGGCUUUUCGCUGCUAAUAGAGAAGCAAUCGAAGAAAGAUUUCGAGUAAGUCUGACACUUCAUUUGAUACUUUGCUUUUUUGGAGCUGCUGUUGAUGACAAACGGUUACAGGCCUCAGCUCGGUAUAUCAAAGAGGAACAUUUCUUUGCAAGUCAGGGAGAAUAUAUGGCAUUUGUGGAGGGCCGACGUGCUGCAGAGGAUGAUGAGCACACUGAAGUAUGCCAGCUUUUGUAUUCAGGAUCGUUAUGCAAAUGCAAUAGGCUAAUAUGGUCCCAGACUGAUGGCUCUGAAACCGAGCCUGAGCGUGUUAUUCCACCUGCAAAAGAAGUCGUGAGGGGUUUUAAUUCUUCCUUUGUACGGAAUCCCGCUGGUGCUGCUUCCUACGACCGUGCUAGGUAUGGCUGGGAUGAUUUCGUCCAGCGUGCUAAGUUAGGCGAUGAUAUCGACCCGCAGAUGAAGGAGAUGAGGGAAGCCGGACCGUUUGCUGGCUUUUCUGCCCGAGAAAUCAUAGACCUCUUACUAGAGGCGACUGGUAUCGUUGAGGUGCGCCAGAAAGCUAGUGUGGAGACACAGCGCAAGCCUGCAUUCCCUGAUACGCGCCCGACAGCCUUAUUCGCAUUGGCUGAUGUGGCAGCCGCUGAGCUCCCUCGUCCUACCAUAUCCCAAACCACACCGCGACUUUCGGCGCACAGAGCUCUCCUCCCGCAGCCUUCACAGGUGGCUCACGGGCCGACAGAUCCUCGAUCUUUUGUGCUGCCUCCCCCCACACCCCAACGGCAACAGCCCCGUCGGCUCCUCCCUGCCGGGCAGCAAAUUCCGCCCAUCAGUGAGCAACUUGGUCUCCCAGAUCCAUUCGCGAGCAGGGGUGGUCCUCCACAGCUUCCUCCUCCUCCGGGGUCUAACUUCCAACGGCCUCCACUACCUAAUUAUUUGGCAGGUCAUCAUCCACAGAGUUUGUAUUAUCCGGCGCCACCGCCGCCUACAGCUCCGCCACCUCCUGGUCCUCGCCCUCCAUAUUAG
This is a messenger RNA of Aspergillus oryzae RIB40, 2448 nucleotides long. RefSeq lists its product as uncharacterized. Lineage: Eukaryota; Fungi; Ascomycota; Eurotiomycetes; Eurotiales; Aspergillaceae. The record is from RefSeq and is a predicted model, not a curated record. The transcript has a single exon. The coding region runs from base 1 to 2448 and encodes 815 amino acids.